AUGGCGGAAAAUGAGCAGCCCGCGCAGGGCUCAUUGGCCUCGACAUUUCCCGGCCCGCCCGUCUUCUGGAAAGACUUCACGCCCGAGAACCUGGAGCGGGUCGAGGCUCUUCGCAAAGCCCACGCCGAGGCAGAAGGCGACGCAGUCGGCCCAGCCACCAGGAUCCCCGGUGUUCCCGAGGAGUUGGUGAACUUGCAGCCACCCGCGCCGCCUGCAGAUGGACAGUGGAGGGUGUUUGGUGAUCUCUACAAGCUUGAAGAUGAACUCCCCUCGCUAGAAGACCAGGGAAUCACCGACCUCGCACCCAAAGACGGCACCGAGGAUGAUAAGGCCCUCCAGCUCAAGCGCAUGGCCAAGUCGCUGCUGCUCAACUUCUUCGAACUCACAGACAUCAUGGCCACCAAUGUCAGCCAAGCUGAACCGAAGCUGAACGACAUCCGCACCCUCUUUAUCAACACGCACCACACCAUCAACGAGUGGCGACCACACCAGGCCCGAGAGGCACUGAUAGCCAUGCUCCAGGGCCGCAUUGACCGUGUCCGCAACGAUACCAAGUUGGUGCGGGAGGCCACCGAGAGGACUCGUCGCACCCUCGAAAGCCUCGCCGACAUCGAGGUCCCACCCGACCCGACAGGCCGUGCUACCGCACCCUUUGAGGAUACCCCACUGGAAGGCGAGCGGCGCCGCCAGGCUAUCGAGCAGCGGCAGGCGGAGAUUUGGGACGCCAUGGACGAGGCUGCGUUUGCUUAG
Molecule: messenger RNA, 750 nt
Organism: Thyridium curvatum
Lineage: Eukaryota; Fungi; Ascomycota; Sordariomycetes; Thyridiales; Thyridiaceae
Exons: 2
Coding region: 1-750 (249 amino acids)
Biological process (GO): regulation of transcription by RNA polymerase II
Cellular component (GO): mediator complex; core mediator complex
Molecular function (GO): transcription coregulator activity
Source: RefSeq, a predicted model, not a curated record